This is a messenger RNA of Aegilops tauschii subsp. strangulata, 2188 nucleotides long. Its product is annotated as calmodulin-binding protein 60 B. Lineage: Eukaryota; Viridiplantae; Streptophyta; Magnoliopsida; Poales; Poaceae. Gene Ontology annotation, molecular function: sequence-specific DNA binding; DNA-binding transcription factor activity; calmodulin binding. Gene Ontology annotation, cellular component: nucleus. Gene Ontology annotation, biological process: regulation of salicylic acid biosynthetic process. The record is from RefSeq and is a predicted model, not a curated record.
CCUUCCCGUCUCAAGCGGGGCCAUAUAUAAACAUACCGCCGAGCGCCGAUACUCCCCACUCCCCACUCCCCACCUCACCAGAAGCACACACAUUGACAUUGACUAGAGAGUCUAGAGCAGCAAUCAAGCAAGCAAGCGAGCGAGCGAGACUACCUGGCUUGACCUGCAGCCGAUUCCCGCCGCGCUGAGCAGCCAGUUAGCUAGCGCCCGCCCAUGCCGGCGAAGCGGCCGCUGGAGGGCGGCGGCGGAGGGGACUCCCCGUCGCCGGCGCGUUCGCCAGCGCUGAAGAAGAGGUGUCGCUCCUUCGACCUAGAGAUCAGGGGAUGCAGGCAUCUGGAGGAGAUGGUCACCAACUGCGUGCAGAGGGUGGAGGCUGCGGUUGAGUCCGUGAUUGAGUCUGCCAUCAGCCGGAUACCAGAAGCGGUGACUAAAGCGAUUACAGGCUACUUAAGCCGUGCUCCUAGUUUGUGCAGAACGGUGGUUGACCAAAACCAGCCUCCAAGAUACAAGCUUAGGUUCCUGAAUGGCUUGAGUAAUGAAAUUUUCACAAAGAAGGGAAUCCGCGCAGCAAAUGGCGAUCCUCUCAAGAUAUGUCUGGAGGACAACAACCAACAAGAGAACAAUUCUCAUCGCCUUCUUUCUGCCAAGAUCAAAAUUGUUGUUCUCGAUGGCGACUUCAACAUAGAUAAUGAAGAUUGCUGGACAUUAGAGAAUUUCAGCAGACAUAUCGUACGUCCACGGGACAAAAUUGGGGCAGUGCUGACGGGAGAGCUCGAGCUUAGCCUGAAGAAUGGCAAGGCUGAUCUCCGUGACGCUACUUUUAUUGAUAACUCCAAGUUCACGAGGAGUGGCAAGUUCAGGCUUGGGGUAAUGGUUGUUGACGAGCUUGGUGAACGGAUCCUAGAAGGGGUAACUGAACCUUUCACAGUAAAGGAUCGUCGCGGAGAAGGAUCCCAAAAGCAUGCCAUUCCAUCAUUGGAUGAUGAUGUUUGGCGCCUGCAGAAAAUUUCAAAGGAUGGUGUCUUCCAUGAGGCACUCAAAGGGAGUGGCAUCUUUUCUGUGAAGGAUUUCUUGACGUCAUAUUACAAGGAUGAACAUACUCUCCGCAAAGUUCUCAAAAAGGCCACAAAGCUAGUAUGGACGACUAUUGUUGAUCAUGCUAAAAAGUGUGAUCCUGGAAAGGAGCUUUACUCUUUCAUCGUGGAAGGCCAUGAUGUUGUUCUGUUCUUCAACUGUUUCUAUAGGAUUGUUGGAGUCACAUCCAGUGACCAGUACACUCCCUUCAAGGACCUCAAUCAACGGAUGCAGGGGCGGGUGGAACAAUGGAGCAAAGUUGCAUAUGAAACUUGGACCAACCUUCAGCCUGAUUAUGUAAUGGAUAAUGGAAAACCAAGACCAAUCAACCAGAGUAUUUCCCAAGGGUCGAUCAUGCUGGAACCUAAAUUUAUGCAAGGACAUCAACAGAAUUGUGCAGAGCGAAAUGUUCAUGAAGCUGAUGGUCAUCAAGGUACUUCAGGCAGUCAUCCCAAGCAGUGCACAUUAAAAAGGCUUGGAUCCAUACGAGUGACACCAAAUGAAGAAGAUGCGUCUUUUGACAUCAGUGUUUACCUUGGUUCUGGCUCCGAACAAUACCAUGGAAGCACCGCUGCAAAUGACAUACCAGGUUCAGUCACGCUCCAUUGCCCUGCUGCAGACGAAUUUUCAGGAUCAGUGUUAUUAAAGCAAGCAUCCUUGACAAUGGUCGAUGAGGACUAUGACAUACCUUUUGUACCCAGUGAUGCUUCACUCCAUCUGUUUGAUGUGUCUGCUUUAGGCGCUUUCACAGAUGAGCCUAUUUACUCGAGGCAUGUCAGCUUCAGAGAGAGCGACUGUCACGAGAUGCUAGCAUUGGGAGCAGAACCAUCUGUUUGAACAAUACGACUGGCACUGCAACGACAUUGAUCAGAUCUUAAAGGAUUCCCUGAGUAACAUAUAUAACUAUAGUUGACACUUACAUAGUCAUGCUAUUUUGACAUUUCUGUUAAAUUUGUCAGCGGUGAUGGACGGCAUUGUUUGGUUUGUGAUGUACUAUAUAUUGAAUUGUUAAUGUCUUGUAAAUUCAUAAAAGAAGCUCCAAGUAUUGCACGCGAAUGCAAUCUGUAUUUUACUGAACUAGCUGCUCUUCAUAAGUCUGAAAGAAUUUCGAUCU